Messenger RNA from Vespa velutina, 4917 nucleotides. RefSeq names its product neurogenic differentiation factor 1-like. The transcript has 5 exons. Gene Ontology annotation, molecular function: protein dimerization activity. NCBI's taxonomy places the organism in Eukaryota, Metazoa, Arthropoda, Insecta, Hymenoptera, Vespidae. Bases 254 to 715 code for a protein of 153 amino acids. The record is from RefSeq and is a predicted model, not a curated record.
GCUCACAUAUAUACAUCAUAUAUGUAGAGAUUCAAAAUGCUAUAAUAUAUACUGGGUGUGCGUUCAAAUACAUCCUUCUUAUUUUCCGGACCACGCCGUAGGUGGUGCAAUAUUGAGGGGUGGAAGGUGGCGCCGACCGCACCCCGAAGUCGCGACGACAGUCUUCCAGCGUGGCUCAACAAGUACACGCGGUACUCGAACAACGAUUCAAAUUGUUAAAGAUCCCUUAAUAAAAUAUAAGUUGCUUCGUAUAAUGAGAUCUAAAGUAACGGGUGAAAGUAAUUGGGAAGCAAAGUGGACUCGACAAGGAGUACAAGAUAGUGGUACAGUACAUCGACCAUCAAGAAAAACAGAAAAAUUUAAAUUAUCAAAGUCUCCACGAGCGUCUACGUCUAAAGAAAGGACACUUCGUAGAUUAGAAAGUAAUGAAAGAGAAAGAAUGAGAAUGCAUAGUUUGAAUGAUGCGUUCCAGUCUCUACGUGAAGUAAUUCCACAUGUUACUAAGGAAAGACGUCUUUCAAAAAUAGAAACUCUCACAUUGGCUAAAAAUUAUAUAGUUGCUCUUACUGAUAUAAUAUGUGCAAUAAGAAAUGACGAAACCACAACAAAUCAAAAAGUUGAAAUUUCGGAACCCCGAGAACCACAGUGUAACAAAAACAUUUGUAUGGAUAUAAAUACACCAGCUUCAUCAAGAUCUUGCAGUCCAGAAGUUUAAAGCUUUUGUUAAAAGAAAGCAAAUUUUAAUGGAUUAGAAUGGAAAAAUAAUGAAACCAAAGCUACAAGUCUGUGAAAUAUUAACAAUGUAGAUUUAAAGUGAAUGUCAAACUUCCAAAAAUCAUUUUGCAUAAUCAUAUUUAUAUUCUUGUCAAGAUGACAAUGACAUCUUGACAUAAAAAACUAGUCCUGAUAUUUGCAUAAAAGAUACUCAUUUACUUGUUUUAAAUUAGCUAACUUGAUAUAGAUAUUGACAAAAAUAAUAUUUACAUUCCUCAUAUCUAUCAGUAUUAUCUUUUGCAAUCUUAGUAUCAUUAUUUAUUACAUGCUCAUUAUUACAUAGUGUAACAUAUACUGAAAUAGUACAAAGCACUUAGCAUUUGUCUGUUAAUAAAUAAAGUAAAUCAAGAUAUUACAAAACUAGAGAUAUCUGUGUUUCUGCUAGAAUGUAUAGAUGUUUAAUAUAUAAAUUUAUUCUUGCAUGAAAAUAUUAUAGAUCUGCUUGCUAUAUAACAUUAUUAAAUUCAUAACUUAUUUUUAAAUGUAAUAUAUUUAUAUCAUAUAAUCUAUUUUGUGAAAAAUAAAAACUAUGUAGUUGAAAUAUAUACAGGAUUCGGCGUUCGUUACCAAUUAAAAAUGCUGUAGUUUUGUCAAUUAUGAAUCUUUUUAUUUAAUAUUUUAAAACAAUGUAGAAAACACAUUAGAUUUCAUGAUAGUGAUGUCACUGUUCGAUAUGGUUACUUCUGAUGCGGAUGAUGGCAUCAAGUCUUCCAAUAAAAUCAUUGCACGCUGCACGAAUGAGAUUCUGUGGAAUUCAUUUUCAUUUCCGACGAAGCGCUGAUUUCUAUGUUUCCACACUUUCAUAUUCUGUUGUAGCCUCCAAAUUGGAUCAUAUGGAGAAGUCCAUCGGAUAUAAGUCUAGCGAGUAUGGAAACCACUGCUGCAAAGAAAUGAAAUGUGGAAUAUGAUUUUUUAAAAAUUGUUGUAUCGAACGAGCUUUAUGGAACGGUGUCGAGUUCUAUAGGAAUGUCCAGCGGUUUGCAUCGAAUUGUUCGUGUGUCCAAGGAAUCAAUGCAUCAUUUAACACCUUUCGUUGGUACAAUUGCUGUAACAGCAGCCCACACCAUCACAGAACUAGGCACUUGUUUCCUCAUAGCAACUUACUGUUUAAAAUGUCGCUGAAUUUGCCCUUUAACUACACACGGUUAUUUUGUUUGUUAAUGUAUUGUUAAAUUUUUUCUUUUAUAAAAAUUUUUUCAUCAGAAAACACCAAAUUUACGAAGUCGGUGUUUGCGAACAAGGUUUUCAGUGCUUUUAAUCAUUGAAAACAAACAGCCUUUUGUACUAGGGUUAAAUCCUGUACUUUUUGUAUCUUGUAAGGAUUCAUCUUAACCCUUUCGCUACUAACGGUGACUUAAGUCACCCAACGCCUGACGCUCACUAUGUACGAACGGUGACUUAAGUUACCCAUGAACUUUCAUGAGCAGAGUAUAUAUGUUAUCUCCAUGGUUAUCCAUCGCAAGCAUUUUGCACUUGUUUUACGCUAUAAAAUUUCAGACUGAUAAAAUGAACAGCAGUAUAAAAAUAACAUUUCGGCAGCACGCUUGUUUAGGCUCGCUCACACUUUCGAAAUAUUUGCACGGUAUGUGGUUUAAUUUUUUCGUAUUCUUUAUAUCAUUGCAUUUUAUAUUUUUCGUUUAUUUUUCACACCUCAAAGUCAAUGAAUACGAAUUACAAAAGGAGGAGAGAAAACUGCUACUCCAUCGAAAACGAGAGCAAUGAGAUGUACGAUAAAUUACCGGAUUCCGAUAGCUAUACUGCAAUAAAUAAUAUUUGUACUAGAAAGAAGGCAAUCAAUAUUCGUCGGAGAAAUGUACUUAGCACGUCAGAAUCAGAAGAUGAUUACAUCGAAGAUGCUUUGCCAUCAACUACUUUUAAUAAUAUCCAAUGGGCUAUGGAGAAUGUUGAAUUAACAUUUCACAAUUUUAAUACUUCCAAUUCUGGACUUCAGACAGAAGAGAAAUUUCUCCUUUGCAAUAUUAGAUUAUUUUCAAUUAUUUUUUUCACAUGAUCUUGUGGAUUUUAUUGUGGAUAAGACAAAUAACUAUUGGGCACGUACAGUAAAUGAUGACAUGCCUAACAUCAAAAUUGGUCGACGAAGCUGUCGACGAGCUGUACUGUUUUCUCGCAUGUACGCUACUAAUGUUGAGAAACAAAAAAUUACGGCUUAGCGAGUAUUGGUCUAGAGAUAAACUUUCAAAAACUGAUAUUUUUAGCAAAAUUAUGUGCAGAGAUAGAUACUUAGUUUUAUUAAAAAUGUUGCAUUUUGUUGAUAAUAAUCAAGUCUUCUAAUCGUUUGCAAAAAAUUAGCAGUGUUUCAAGCAGACUUCAAAAAUCGUUUAAAAACUCAUUUCAUCCUUUUCAAAAUUUAUGCAUAAAAAGUCUUUUACUGUAUAAGGGCAGACUAUCUUUUAAUAUAUCGGCCAAAAGAAGCUGAUUUGGCAUUAAAACGUACGUAUUAUGUGGCUGUAAAACGGACUACGUACUAGAUACAAUCGUAUAUACAGGUAGUGAUUUACAUGUAACAGAGAACACGGAAGAAAUUGGCAAAAGAGGAAAUAUCAUUUUGACACUUUUGAAACCUUACUUGGGGAAAAGUCAUUCAUUGUAUGUCGAUAAUUAUUAUAGAAGUCCUGCUCUUUUUAAUUUAUUAGAUACAAAUGUAACAAAUGCUUGUGGGACUGUAAAGCCAAGGCGAAAAAGAAUGCCUAUAAUAGACAGAGAAUUAAAAAAAGGCGAGAUUGAUUUUCGGACAUCGAGUAAUUUGCUGGCCCUUAAAUGGCGUGAUAAAAAGGAUGUUUUCUUUCCAUACUAGCGAAUUUAUAUGUACAGGAAAGAGAAAUUAUAACACUCAAGAAUUUAUACGUAAACUCAAAUGUAUAGUCGAUUAUAAUUCGUCAAUGGACGCUGUCGACAAAUGUGAUAUGGUUAUUAGUUCCAUUAAAUCUAUCAGAAAAUUUAUAAAAUAAUACAAUAAGUACUUUUUUCAUUUGUUAGAUAUUGCCGUUUGGAAUUCUUAUUGUUUAUAUAAAUACAAAACAGGAAAAGAUAUUUCUGUAGCUGCUUUUCAUCUUAAAUUAAUACGACAAAUUUUACGAAAAUACCAUAAAGACGACUUUAGACAAAGCGCUCCUAGAUCUGCGGAUAAAAAUCCUUUUAGGCUUACUGGUAGACACUUCCCAGCGAUUUACACUAGUGAAAACAAAACGAAAAAGUGGAUUGAGAAAGUGUAUUGUUUGUACUAAGAAUGGUAUCCAACGAAAGAUGACACCAGACCAAUGUAAGACAUGUGAGGUAAGACUUUGUGUAUAUCUGUGCUUUCAAACUUUCCAUACGAAAUUACAUUAUUAAAUUAUAUUUUCUAAUUGCAUUAUGCGAUAAUUUUUUAACCCUUUCCUUUCUACGAGCGAUUACACUCUCUCUGCGUAAGAUGCCGCGGUAUUGAACGUAUGACGGGCGAUUGUUGUUGUUGUUCCGCAAGUGCACACUUUUAGCGCGCCGGCUCGUUCAGCAGGUGUAGCGCGCCGGAGAAUGCGUCCGUAGCGAAAAGAUUAAGUUCAUUAUUCAGUAUCUGUCGUAUACUUCUGUCGGACAUGUUCAGAUCUUUAGCCAAUUUUAUUGCGCUCUGACGUGAAUUUCUUUGAAUUCAAGACUUCAGCUUUCGAACCAUUUCUGAUGAUGUUGCUGUUUUUCUCCAUGGCAUUUUGCGAUGCUAUCAAUAUUACUGUAACGCUUUAUAUAGUAUAGCUAAAUAUACAAAUAUUUUCAUACGUAAAUGCUGGAACUCACGAACAAUAGCUGGUUAUGAUUUUUCGACUAAAUAUAAAGCAAUAAUACUAUUACGUUUAAAUUUCAUUUGAAAUAAUUAUUUUUAAUUACGACGUAGAACGAUAUGCUUUCGUAAGCUAGUAAACAACAAACUAAUGAAAAUACGAAGAGAUAAAUAUAUGAAUGAUGGAAAGAGAAACUGUGGCCGUAUGGAGAGGGUAUCCCCACCAUAAAGAAUUUAUAAUAGCGGAUGUAUAACUGUGAUUCGUAUAACUUGUACAAGUAAAUUCUUUAACAUGACUGACGGUAAAAACGAUAAAAUCAAAGUAGAUCUGGGAUUACUUGAAGAAGAUGAUGAAUUCGAAGAAUUCCCAG